AUGAAGCGAGCUGGCCCCGCUGGCUCCAGGGCAUCAGGGGCCCCCGCUAAGGCGGCCAAGACUGUUGUGCAGCGCACCUCCACCCCGAAGGUCUGCAACACCAGGAAGGCCGCGUCGCCGUCGACCGACUCGCCGCCUGGUUCGACAGGGAAGGCCACGCUCGGGGGCACCUCUGCACCCCAGGCGUUGAGUUGCCGCAUCCAAGUGUGCAAGAAAACGUGGCAGCCAGGUCAACCGUGGGGCGCUUGGGCGGAAGUUGUCCACCCGAGCGGCAGGACCGAGCUCAUCCCGACGGGGGACAGGUGCGCUGGCUGCCACCCAGUGUGGCUCAGCCAUGAGAUGCGCGGGACGUGGGAGCAUAUCGCUGCCGAGGUCAACAGCAGCGACGCGAAGAGCAAGGCUUGGGAGCAGUCGAAGGUGCAUGCUGAGAACCCAGAUGGUGUCAAACCGUUCUUCCCUGGCCACGUCGACGUCGAGCGCCGCAGCGGGUGCAUGAUCCAGGUGAAGUACCGCGGCCUCACGCCAGCGAACUUCGUUGAGCACUUCAAGCAGUCCGUCGAGGAGACCAACAUUAAGCUGUCCAUGCUCAUUGACACAAAGGGGAAUCAAUACCAUGGUGUUUGUGUCGUCGACGACGGCAGCAUCCCCAAGGGCUUGGGCAUCGUGUGCAAAUGGUACUACGACACAUCGGUGCUCUGCGGCGAGUCCAAGAUGACGCCGUUCACGCAGGAAGACCCGAUGGUGAGAACAAUGAGGCUCGCGUCGUGGGAGCCCGCUGACAUCCACGCCAGGAUCAAGGCGCCCAAGGACGGGGCGACCGUUCCAGAUGAGUUGCCAGAGGACGGGGCGAACGCCGCGGAGGAGAUCAGGGAGAUUUCCGAUGGGCGGUCGCUUCACGGAGCAGGCGCUCCGAUGAGCCCAAAGAAAAGGAUCCGAGGUAAGUCAAUGGCCGAAUCAGUCAGGACAACCAUCGAGGCCUCGAAGGACCCAAGCUCCCCGACCACGCAGAAAAUCAAUUCGAUCGUGCUGGAGGAUUUGAUCGGGGGCGUCAACAGAAGCCAGAAACUCCGCAGGUCCAAAGAGAGCUUCGGGAGCAUGAAGGUCGCUGCCACGACCAUGAAUGAGCCUGAGAAAGAACACACCCUCGAGAAGGCCAGGCGAAUGGAGUCCGCGUACGAUGUCUUCUCGACCGCCGUCGCGUUCAGCACGGCGAGCAACAUCGUGACUUGGGACGACCGCACGUACAAGGCAAGCAUCGACACGAUCACCUCCUACGGCGUUGCGUUUACUUUGGAUCAGGAGAAGAUGAUGUGCCUGAGGGCUGCGAAUAUGGCGACCACUGGGCUCACCGUGUCAUCUGCGUUUGACAAGUGGAGCCAGGCUUACGGGGUCAUCAAGCCAGAUGGGCCCGUGGACGCCGUGGAGUUCGACCCCUUCGCCCCCCUUGUUUCUACCGUCGCUGCGUCAGCGAAGGACUUGGUCAAGUUCUCCGAGGAGUUGCUGAUGAGCCACUUCAUUGGGCCAGUUGUGGAGGGGAUCACUUUCGAGAACACCGAUGCCACGUGCGAAUGGUUGGGCGCGAUGGCCUCGUUGGUAAUCGCUACAGACGCCGACGCCGACGAGGAGUCCCAGGCCUUCGCGAUCGAGGUCGGCGUCGCCAUGAGGGGCAUGCUGCACCUGCUGAGGCCGACCGACAUUGACAAUUUCGACGACUACAAGGAGCUGGACGCGGCAGCGCUCAAUAAGGACUCGCGCCGCGUCUCGGGGACGCACCAGGAAGCCAUGGGAGAGAUGCGCGACUUCGUUGAUGAGCUUGCUAGUUUGACCGAGCACGGGCAGCGCGGCCUGAUCAUCAAUGCGGCGAAGAGGCUGGCUGGAUGGCGAGACCGUGCGCGCGCGCAGUCCGUCUCCGUUGCCACGAAGCCGAUGGCGGAGGUCGUGGACGCGCACGCCGCCGAGUUGAUGGCCUCGCCGUUCUUGGAGGACGCCGACCCCAUGAGGGCCCUCGCAGCAGCGAAGGAAGGCGCUCAGUGGCUCGCCGACGUCCUGCAGACAGCGCAGCUGACCGAGCGCAAGGCGGCGUGGGCGGACGCAGUCAGUCGUUGCAAGAACCUCGAGCCGCAUCUGUCCUCGAAGCUGAGCGUGGGGAGCCUGGCGGAGGAUCUCAAGGAGAGGGGCGGUGCGUCGGCGAUGAUCGAUCCCGCGGUUCGGGCCCGCCUGCUCGAGCUGCUCACCACUGCCGUGGCCACGUCGUCUGAUGAGGUGUUGUCGAGCCUGGGAAUUUCUUCGGAGAGGAUCGUGAAGGAGGCCAUCAACUAUUUGUUCAAGAACACCGACAUGACGAAGCUCUUCGGCGACAACCUGGCGUUGCUCAACAAGCUCAUGCAGUGCGUGCCCUGUGAGAGGAAGCAGCUGCACGUUCGCGCGAUGCGCCUUGUCGAGGAGAUCCAUUCCCUGAACCACCUGGCUGACCAGGCGCCCGACCAGACCGAUUCGUCGUCUCGACAGCUUGAGUCGCUGGCCACAGUCUUCACUUCGUGGAACCGCAUCAGCUCCCUCAUCGAGGAUAUCCAUAAGUUCCAGGACGACUACUGCAUGGACGGCCCGUCCGAGUUCGCGCAGAGGGCGGCCAACGUCGUGAAGGACGGGGUCAGCGAUCACAUGGAGGAGCUCAAGAAGGCGGCCACCGCAGCUUUGAAGACCCCGUACGCCGAGACGUUGAAUGCGAAGCCGAUUUCUGAAGUCGCAGGCGGCGCGAAGGACUCCCAGAUCUGGAGCGCCGCCUUGAAGGACAACGCGACCUUCGACCAGAUCAAGAAGGCUGUGAGCACGACGCUGGUCACGAUCAACACCGCCGCCUUCUCGAGCGCGGUGGCGAAGCUCGAGAGGCACGCCGAGGAG
Molecule: messenger RNA, 2901 nt
Organism: Prorocentrum cordatum
Lineage: Eukaryota; Dinophyceae; Prorocentrales; Prorocentraceae
Source: the annotation of a GenBank genome assembly